This is a messenger RNA of Ochotona princeps (American pika), 3758 nucleotides long. It is a transcript of the gene LAMC2, whose product is annotated as laminin subunit gamma 2. Lineage: Eukaryota; Metazoa; Chordata; Mammalia; Lagomorpha; Ochotonidae. The transcript is spliced from 23 exons. The record is from RefSeq and is a predicted model, not a curated record. Bases 172 to 3756 code for a protein of 1194 amino acids. Gene Ontology annotation, molecular function: extracellular matrix structural constituent.
CAGGGGCCGCCCCCGCCCGACUGCGCGGCCCGGGCGCGCCCAGCUCAGGUGAGUGAGUCACUCUGGAAACGCGGUGUCUUCCUGCCAGGCCUGAGUCAGGGGGAGGCGCGCUUAAAACCAGCUGAGGGCGCGCGGAGGGAGCGCCGCCGAGGGAGCGCCGAGCCCACGGCCAUGCCCGCGCUCUGGCUGCGCUGCUGCCUGUGCCUCGCGCUGCUGCCCGCUGCCCGCGCCGCGUCCGGGAGCGCAGUGUGUGACUGCAAUGGCAAAUCCCAGCAGUGCACCUUCGACCAGGAGCUUUUCCGGCAGACGGGCAGUGGCUUCCGCUGUCUCCGUUGCGAGGACAACACGGAUGGCGCCCACUGUGAGAAGUGCAAGGAGGGCUUCCACCGGCCCCGAGGUCGGGAUCGCUGCCUGCCCUGCGACUGCAGCCCCACAGGUUCUCUUAGCACACAGUGCGACACCUCUGGCCACUGCAGCUGCAAGCCAGGGGUGACGGGCGACAAGUGUGACCGCUGCCAGCCUGGCUUCCACUCGCUCACCAGUUCCGGCUGCAGCCAGGACCGGGGAACACGGAGCCCACAGUGUGACUGUGACCCUGCUGGCGUGGUGAAGCCCUGUGAGGCGGGCCGCUGUGCCUGCAAGACAGCCGUCACUGGAGAGCGUUGUGACAGGUGUCGGCCCGGUCACUACUACCUGGAGCAGGACAACCCCGAGGGCUGCACCCCAUGCUUCUGCUAUGGGCACUCAGACAACUGUCGCAGCGCCACCCAGUACAGCGUGCACCGGGUCGCCUCCACCUUCCCCCGAGAUGCGGACGGCUGGAGGGCCGUGCAGCGGAACGGGGCCCCAGCGAGGCUCCAGUGGUCGCCACACCACCACGACGUGUUCAGUUCCGCCCGGCGGGCUGAGCCUGUGUAUUUCGUGGCCCCUGCCAAGUUCCUUGGGAACCAGCAGCUGAGCUACGGUCAGAGGCUGUCCUUCGACUACCGUGUGGACCGGGGAGGCCGGCAGCCAUCUGCUCACGACGUGGUCCUGGAAGGCGCCGGCCUGCGGGUCUCGGCCCCCCUGGCACCGCGCGGCAAGAUGCUGCCUUGUGGGGUCUCCAAGACUUACACAUUCCGGUUGAGCGAGCACCCAAGCAGCCACUGGAGCCCCCAGCUGAGCUUCUUGGAGUACAGGCGGCUGCUGCGGAACCUCACGGCACUCCGGAUCCGAGCCACAUACGGAGAAUACAGCACUGGGUACCUGGACAACGUGACCAUGAUCUCAGCCCGCCCCGUGCCCGGGGCCCCUGCGCCCUGGGUGGAAGAGUGUGUGUGCCCAGCUGGGUACCGUGGCCAGUUCUGUCAGGACUGUGCCUCUGGCUACAAGAGAGACGCUGCAGGGCUGGGGCCCUUCGGCGCCUGUGUGCCUUGCAACUGCCAAGGCGGGGCCUGCGAUCCUGACACAGGAGACUGCUACGCAGGGGACGAGAACCCUGGCAUCCAGUGUGCCGACUGCCCUGCAGGCUUCUACAAUGACCCCCAGGACCCUCGGGGCUGCAAGCCAUGCCCGUGCGGCGAGGGGCUUGGCUGCUCGGUGGUGCCCGAGACCGAGGAGGUGGUGUGCAGCAGCUGCCCUCUGGGGGCCAUGGGAGCCCGCUGUGAGUCCUGUGCUGAUGGCUAUUUUGGGGACCCCUUGGGGGAACACGGCCCCGUGAGGCCUUGCCAGCCAUGCCAGUGCAACAACAACAUAGACCCCAGGGCCUCUGGGAACUGUGAUCACGUGACGGGCAGGUGUCUGAAGUGCAUCCACAACACGGCUGGUGCCCACUGCGACCAGUGCCCAGCGGGUUACUUCGGGGACCCACUGGCUCCACACGUAGAGGACAAGUGUCGAGCUUGUAACUGCAACCCUGCGGGCUCAGAGAACAGGCAGUGUCGCCGGGACGGCAGCUGUAUCUGCAAGCCAGGGUUCAGCGGCCCCAGCUGUGAGCGGGAAGUCCAGGCCACAGUGCCCACCAGCUGCCCAGCCUGCUACCAGCAGGUGCACUCUCAGCUGGACCUGCUCACAGAGCAGCUCCGGAACCUGGAGGCCCUGGUUUCCAAGGCCCAGGGCAGCGCGGUGCCUGACUCGGAGCUGGAGGGUCGCCUGCAGCAGGCCGAGCGGGCCCUGCAGGACAUCCUACAAGAGGCCCAGGUCUCCCAAGAUGCUGGCAGAGCCCUUGGGUUCCAGUUGGCCAAGGCAAGGAGCCAAGAGAAUAACUUCCGGGCGCGGCUGGCUGAGCUCAGGCGCACGGCCGAGAGCCUGCUGGCCCUGGGUGGGCCACACCUGCGCCAGGCGCAGGACACCCGCCGACUGCUCACCCAGACGCGCCUGCACCUGGAGGAGAGCGACGCGUCACUGCAGAACAUUCAAGUGCCCUUGUCCUCGGAGCACGGUGUGGGCCCCGGCAGCUUCAGAAGUCUGGCCCAGGAGGCCAUGAGGCUGGCAAACAGCCACGUUGACUCGGCCGGCAGCAUGGAGCAGCUGGCCAGGGAGACCGAGGACCUGACCAAGCAGGUGCUGUCGCUGACACGCAGAACUCCGGGCACAGGCGGCGGGGAUGGUGGCCCAGAUGGCUCCCUGGUGCCGGGCCUGGUGGGCAAGCUGGAACACACCCGGUCCCUGGCCCGACAGCUGUCGGGGGAGGCUGCACAGGCAGACGGAGCAGCCAAUUCCGCUCUGCAGCGUGGCCUGCACCUACAGGACUCCGUGGCUCAGCUCCAGCUGCAGCGGGUUGACGUCCAGGUCUUGGAGGCAGAGGCCAAAAGGGCCAGGGCGGCGGCUGAGACGCUGUCCAGCCGGGUGACACAGCGCCUGGACGCCCUCACGCAUGCGCACAGUCGUCUGGCAAGCUGGGAGGAGGAGGCCCAGCAACUCCUGCAGACUGGACAGGAUGCAAGACAGAUGUCAGAGCAGCUGCUUUCCCGUGCCAGCCUGGCUAGGAGCCGCGCCCAGGACGCGUUCAGCAUGGGCAAUGCCACCUUCUAUGAAGUGGACAGCGUCCUGCAAAGCCUCCAAGAGUUUGACCUGCAGGUUGGAGACAGAAGAGCAGAGGCCGAGGAGGCUAUGAGGAGACUGUCCUCCAUCAGCCAGAAGGUCGCGGCAAGCAGCGCCAGGACCAGGCAGGCCGAGGCAGCCAUGGGGAGUGCUGCUGCUGACGCCCAGCGGGCCAGGAGCGCAGCUGCAGAGGUGCAGCAGAUUGCGCGUGGGAUUGAGCAGGACAUUGGGAGUCUGAACUUGGAAGCCAACGGGACAGCAGAUGGGGCCUUGGCCCUGGAAAAGGGACUGGCAACACUGAAGAGUGACCUGCGGGAGCUGCAAGGAGAGCUGGCCAGCAAAGGGCUGGAGCUGGACUCGGACAUGGACACUGUGCAGGCGGUGGCUGUAGAGGCUCAGCGAGUUGGAGCUGGAGCAGAGAGUGCGGGUGCUGCAGUGCAGGGCACGCUGAGCGUGCUGGACAGUGUCCUGCAGCUUCUAGACCAGCCCGGCAGCGUGGACGAGGCGCGGCUGACCUCGCUGGAGCAGGAGCUGUCCCGAGCCAGGACACAGAUUCGCAGCCAGCUGCGGCCCCUGAUGGCAGAGCUGGAAGACCGGGUGCGGCGGCAGCGGGGCCACCUGGGUCUGCUGGAGAGCGACAUCGCAUCCGUGCUGGCCGAUGUGAGGAACCUGGAGAGCGUGCGGGACACCCUGCCGCCCGGCUGCUACAACACCCAGGCCCUGGAGCAGCAGUGAGG